AUGGUGGCGAGCCUCUCCCUUCAAACCGACGACAGGAACAAGCCAGGAGCCGAUGGGAGCGUGGGUGCAGGAAGAGACCAGGACCCACGCAGACAUUUAUCUCAUUCCAUCGAAGAGAUUCUGAGGAAGCCCACUUGUGUCAGAGAAGAAGCAAGAGCUCAUCACAAUCGGUCUUUUGUUAAGGAGAACACCAGGUUAUCUAACCACAAUUCAUGCACAGAUGUGAGAAAAAAGAGACAAACCAGGGUGACUUUUACACCGCUCCAGGUGCAGGAGCUGGAGAAUGUCUUCCAGCAGACUCACUACCCGGAUGUUAACACCAGAGAGCAGUUGGCUUCAUGUCUGCACCUGACUUUGGGAUGUAUACAGAUCUGGUUUCAGAACCGUCGAGCUAAAUGGAGGAAAAGUGAAACCCUAAAAGAUAUUCAGCAAGCACACUUCCCUGUGAAUCCCCAGAUCUUUUAUGAGAAGCCACAGAUGGGUGCAGUGUGCUGGCUGCCAUGUUGCUCACAUGAGUCACUGCAAUCAAGAUUGUUCCUUACAGCUAAGUUCCCACCCAUACAUAUGACACAUUACAGAAGUCUGUAUUUUGACCUUCUGGACACAGACAUCCAGAUAGAGACCACUACUGCACAUGAUGACACAAUUAGGUUGUGA
Molecule: messenger RNA, 657 nt
Organism: Entelurus aequoreus (snake pipefish)
Lineage: Eukaryota; Metazoa; Chordata; Actinopteri; Syngnathiformes; Syngnathidae
Product: retinal homeobox protein Rax
Exons: 5
Coding region: 1-657 (218 amino acids)
Biological process (GO): regulation of transcription by RNA polymerase II
Molecular function (GO): DNA-binding transcription factor activity, RNA polymerase II-specific; RNA polymerase II transcription regulatory region sequence-specific DNA binding
Source: RefSeq, a predicted model, not a curated record